AUGAGUCUCAUUAGCUGGAACUGCCGAGGGCUUGGGAACCCUCAGACAGUUCGUGACCUUAGCCACAUGGUUAGGGAAAAGAAACCCAACAUAUUGUUUCUAAUGGAAACAAUUUGUAGUAGAAAGAAAAUGGAAUGGAUUAGGGUCAAACUUAGGUUUGUUGGAUUAUUUGCCGUUGACCCGGUGGGAAGGAGUGGUGGAAUAGCAUUAUUAUGGAAGGAAGAGCAUGAAGUGGAAAUACAAAAUUAUUCACGAAGGCAUAUUAACGCCAUUGAGAAGAGGAAUGAAGAUGGCUUUAUUUGGAAACUAACCGGAUUCUAUGGUAACCCGGAUAGUUCAAAACGGAAGGAGUCGUGGGCAUUGUUACAGCACUUGAAAUCCUUCUUACCGGAGGCAUGGAUGUGUGUGGGUGAUUUCAUUGAAAUCACCCAUCAAGAAGAGAAGACGGGCGAAGCUAGACGACGUGAGACCCUCAUGGCAGAUUUCUGGUCAGCCUUGGAAGUGUGUAAUUUGUGGGACCUUGGCUUCAUAGGACCACGUUUCACUUGGUCAAAUAGGCGUACGGAUGGUGUCUUGACCCAAGUACGUCUUGAUAGAGCAGUAGCUAAUAGUAAAUGGUGCCAACGGUUUGAAGAGGCAGAAGUUUACGUAUUUGCAGCACGAGCAUCUGACCACAAUCCACUAAUGGUCCAAUUUGAAAAGAAACAACCCCGAAGCUAUUCUGGUGCAAAGGGCUUUAAAUUUGAGGACCAAUGGUGGUUGGACCCAGAUUGUGGAAAUAUAAUAAAACAGGGGGGCAGACCUGAAGAUCAGGAGGAAAUCAAAAAGUUACAGGCAGAUAUUGAUCAGCUCCUAGAACAUGAGGACAUCAAGUGGAAGCAAAGAGCAAAACAGCACUGGGAUGUGGAGGAAUGUUUGGAGGGGCUAGAAGCACGGGUUACCCCCGAAAUGAAUGGGUGGCUCUUGCGUCGUUUUGUGGCGGAAGAAGUAGACGUGGCUCUUGCUCAAAUGGGCCCUUUGAAAUCCCCUGGCCCAGACGGAUUUGCAGCAUGCUUCUACCAAAAAUCGUGGGAUAUUCUCCGAUCUAAGGUAUGUGGUGCUGUGCUUGAAUUUUUGAAUGAGGGUAUGUUUACUGAUGAGAUUAAUGGAACUUAUAUUGCAUUGAUACCGAAAAUAAAGAAUCCUUUGCAUAUUACUGACUUUCGGCCUAUUAGUUUAUGCAAUGUCUCUUAUAAGCUUAUUGCAAAGGUGCUUGCGAACCGUAUGAAGAAGGUAUUGGGAGAUAUCAUAUCUCCUAAUCAGAGCGCCUUUAUCUUAGGAAGGUUGAUCACGGAUAAUGUGAUUAUUGCCUUUGAAGCCCUACAUACGAUGGAUACACGGUUAAAAGGCAAGGAGGGCUAUAUGGCGUUAAAAUUGGAUAUGAGUAAGGCCUAUGACCGUGUGGAGUGGGGUUUUCUGGAGGCUGUAAUGAAGAGGAUUGGUUUUGCACCUAGAUGGGUGCAAUUAUUAAUGACCUGUGUGAAGACGGUGAAUUAUUCAAUUUUGAUUAAUGGAAGGCCAUACAGGAAAAUUACCCCUUCUCGUGGGUUGAGACAAGGGGAUCCGCUUUCACCGUACUUCUUUAUCCUAUGUGCAGAAGGAUUAAGUACAGGGCUCAACAAGAUGGAACAGGCGGGUGGAAUUACGGGAUUGCCCUUGACACGAGGAGGAACACGGUUGAAUCAUUUAUUUUUUGCUGAUGACAGUCUCCUUUUUUGCAAGGCGGAUAUGGUGGAAUGGUAUUGUAUUCAAAAAGUGUUAAAUGAUUAUGAACAAGCCUCUGGCCAGAAGUUAAACAGGGGGAAGACAUCACUGUUCUUCAGCCGUAACACUCCAAUGGAUGCUAGAACACAAAUCAUGUCAGUUGCGGAAAUAAAUUCCACACAAAGAUAUGAGAAAUAUUUGGGGCUGCCGGCACUGAUUGGUAAAUCAAAAGUGUCGUCUUUGGCUGGAAUUAAAGGGUGGAUUUGGGAAAAAAUGCACGGUUGGAAAGAAAAAUUUCUCUCGCAAGCCGGAAAGGAGGUUUUAUUGAAGGCAGUUGUGCAAGCGAUCCCGACAUACACUAUGAGUGUGUUCCUGCUUCCCAAAACUUUAUGUAAGGAUAUCAAUUUGAUGAUGGCCAAGUUUUGGUGGGGGCAUAAAUCUAAUGACAAAAAGGUGGCUUGGAUGAGUUGGGAGAAAAUGAGGAAAGCUAAGGAAAAGGGAGGAAUGGGUUUCCGAGACUUAGAAUGUUUUAAUAUUGCUUUGCUUGCAAAGCAAGGGUGGCGAUUAACUCAAAAUCCAGACUCUUCUGUGGCCAAAAUUUUAAAGGAGAAAUAUCACCCAAAUGGUACUUUUCUAGACACCCCGUUGAGCAAGAAGCCCUCAUAUGUAUGGAGGAGCAUUUGGCAUGCAAAGACUUUGCUUAAUGAAGGAUUGGUGUGGCGAGUAGGGAAUGGAAAGGGGAUUAAAAUUUGGGGGGAUAAAUGGUUAUUUUCCCCAACGACCUAUGCUAUUCAAUCAUCGGUGCGUAUUUUAUCUGAAAAUGCAAGAGUAAGUGCUUUAAUUGAUCAGGAGCUGCAAUGGUGGAACAUUCCUCUUAUUAAGGAGAUCUUUUUGGAUGAAGAAGUACAUCAAAUCUGCAGUAUAGCAAUCUGUCCACAAACUCAGCAAGAUCGGCUGGUAUGGUCUGGUACUAAGAAUGGGCUCUUCUCAGUCAAAAGUGUGUAUCACUUGGCUAUAGAUUUAUACAAUAGAGGUGCAGGUGGUUGUUCUAGUGGGGAUAAAUUGGCACCUUUCUGGAAACAAAUUUGGUGUAUCUCUGCUCCGAGAGUGGUUUCGUUGUUCAUUUGGCAAGCCUGUAACAACAUCCUCCCUACUAAAGGAAAUCUUUUUAAGCGGAAAAUAGCCACGGAUCCCUUGUGCCCGAUUUGUUGUAUGGAAGAGGAGAUAGUGGGUCAUGUCCUUUGGAGCUGCCCGGCGGCGCGUGAUGUAUGGAUGGAGGGCAAUGUUAAAAUUCACAAGAGUAGCAGUGACGAGGAUACCUUCUGCCAUAUUCUUCAAAAGUUAAGUGAAAGACUUACGGGGGAUGAUUUUGAUUUGGUUGCCUGUGUUGCCCGACAGAUAUGGCUGAGAAGGAAUAGGGUGGUUUUUUAA
Molecule: messenger RNA, 3174 nt
Organism: Corylus avellana
Lineage: Eukaryota; Viridiplantae; Streptophyta; Magnoliopsida; Fagales; Betulaceae
Source: RefSeq, a predicted model, not a curated record